Sphaerodactylus townsendi is the source of this 1401-nucleotide messenger RNA. RefSeq names its product high mobility group 20B (gene HMG20B). Lineage: Eukaryota; Metazoa; Chordata; Lepidosauria; Squamata; Sphaerodactylidae. Bases 58 to 1086 code for a protein of 342 amino acids. Gene Ontology annotation, biological process: regulation of gene expression. The transcript has 7 exons. Gene Ontology annotation, cellular component: nucleus. The record is from RefSeq and is a predicted model, not a curated record.
UCAGGGGAGGUGUUGGGAAGGGGGGCUCAACACUGCCGAAAUCUGUGGUAUAAUUUGAUGUGCUUGGAUUGCAGAAACACUUCCGGGAAAGCCCAGCAUGGAAGCUUUCUGGUGGCUGUUAAACUGGAGAAAGGAGAGGCACCGCGGCCUGCUGGCGAGAAGCCCCACAGUGAAGAGGAGCCGGUGAAGAAGCGGGGCUGGCCAAAGGGCAAGAAGAGGAAGAAGGUUCUCCCCAAUGGGCCCAAGGCUCCGGUGACGGGCUACGUCCGCUUCCUGAAUGAACGUCGGGAGCAAAUCCGAAUGCAGCACCCGGAUCUGCCCUUUCCAGAGAUUACAAAGAUGCUUGGGGCCGAGUGGAGCAAACUGCAAAUCACGGAGAAACAGAGAUACCUGGACGAGGCAGAGCGGGAGAAGCAGCAGUACAUAAAAGAGCUGAGGGAAUACCAGCAGUCUGAGGCCUACAAGAUGUGCGCAGAGAAGAUGCAGGAGAAGAAGAUCAAGAAAGAGGAUGCAGCACUGGGAGCUGUCAACACCCUGCUGAAUGGGUACAAGGUUGGAGAGGGUGGUAGUGACGGUUUCUCGACGUUUGACACCCCCAUAUUCACAGAGGAAUUCUUGGAUCAGAAUAAAGGUGGAGGCUCAGAGGCCAUCCGUGUUCACCUGAUUUGGGGGGCAGCAGAACUGGGCCCUAAAUUCAGCCAUGUUUUUUGUCUCCUUCUCCCCGCCCCGCCGAGGAGUAGCCGGGAACUCCGGCGCCUGCGGAAGAUGAACACCGAGUUUGAGGAGCAGAACACCAUUUUGCAGAAGCACACAGAGAGCAUGAGCUCCGCCAAGGAACGGCUGGAGCAGGAGCUGGCCAUGGAGGAGAGGCAGACGAUGGCCCUGCAGCAGCAGCUCCAGGCCGUGCGCCAAGCUUUGACGGCCAGCUUUGCCAGUUUACCCAUCCCAGGCACGGGAGAAACCCCUACGCUGGGCACUCUGGAUUUCUACAUGGCUAAGUUGCAUAGUGCCAUCGAGAGCAACCCAGCGCAACACGAGAGGCUGGUGGUCCGCGUGAAAGAGAUCUUGUCCCGUAUUGCCAGGUGAGCGAGGGGCCUGUCCUCAAAGGGGAGAAGGGCUUUUGCAAGAUAGGCCUCAUACUGGGUGAGUUGGUUGUCCCCGUUGCAGUUAUGGCAGGGGGCUGCAACCUGUGGCCCUCCAGAUGUUCACGGACUACAAUUCCCAUCAGCCCCUGCCAGCAUGGCCAAUUGGGAGAAUGACAGGGUAUAAAUGAGGCAAAUAAAGAAAUCUUUUGAGUGGCCGUGAAGGGAAAGGACUCUGCUUGGCAGGUAGAGUAUCUGCCAGGCUUGCAGAAGGUCCUACGUUGAGUCACCAGGAUCUUGCGUGAAAAGGAUCAGGUAG